This is a messenger RNA of Nomia melanderi (Alkali bee), 1531 nucleotides long. RefSeq lists its product as uncharacterized. NCBI's taxonomy places the organism in Eukaryota, Metazoa, Arthropoda, Insecta, Hymenoptera, Halictidae. The record is from RefSeq and is a predicted model, not a curated record.
CACUACAUAAAGCUGCUCACAUAUCUUUACUUACCCUCCAUUGUAGAGGAGAAGAGCCCUGAAAGAAAUGCAGAUCUAAUUGGUCAGCUUUUAUAUUCUUUUAUCUCAUUUUCAAGGUACUUUAUUAUUCGUUAAUACGCUGACAUGUAACAAAUGAAAUCAAUAAAAAAAACGCAUAGCGGGAAACCCCAUUUAUUCCUGUGCUGCCCGGAGGUUCUUCUCCCGUACAACGGACAGUACCAAAAAUGUCGGAAAACUUCUAGAGUAAAGUUAUUAGUAGAGGAACCACUGAUCGAGACAAUUCGACACUCAUGUCAAAAAUACUAAUAAACUCUUGGAUAUUAAAAUUCAAAAAUUUUGUUUAAAAAAUCAUGGGAUUUUAGAAGCCAUGUAGCAAGAUUCCAUUAUUUUUUGUUGGCUACACUGAUAAGGAAGGUGUUCGAUUUUAGGAGGUAUAUGAGUAACUGGAUAAACAAAUUGAAGUGAACAAUUGUUUGUAACCUGUAAUGUAAAAAAAUAUCUUUCCAUGGUGACAAUGUAAAAAAGAAACAUGAAGAUAAAUGAAAUUCCUACUAUACUUUCACCUUUUUAUUUAACAUACAAUUACUUUUAAUAAAAAUUCCAAAAUGUAAAAUUCAGUGCUUAGAAACAAUAUUAUGAAUACAAAAGCAGGGACACAAAUGGCAAACACACUUAUGUAAAAAUUAGGCUUACUUUUAAAAUAUAAUCGAGAAACAUGUCUUGUUGCAAAGAAACUGACAAAAUCGAACAAUAUUCUUGUGGUGGUUGUUGUGCAACCAACUAUGAUACUGAAAAGAAGAGAUAUUUAAUAUCGGAUCCUGAAACCCACUUUUGUUUUUGUCAAAAUAAUGGAGGAUGUUUUGCUUAUACUAAUGGCAACAAUAACUAUUCUAAUGUUCACAACAUUAUAAGUACAAAUCCAGAACCAUGUCAGUGCGCUGAAGAAAUGAUGUGGAAUUGCAGCGUACCACCCAAACCUGAUUGUAAAUGGUUUAAUAAUUUCUCUGAAUUACGUAGACAAUGGAGUAAUCAUGCUCGUCAGCAAAAUUGUAAAUGUUGUAAUUGCAGGAGAAGAUAAUUUAAAAUAUGUAUGGAAAUAAGGCAAAACAUAAGGAAGAAAAUUUAUUUUACUUCCAUUAGGUAAAACUAAAUACAAGGAAUUUUGGUUUAACUGAGUGUGUCACAGAUUAAUAAGGGAUUGACUUUUCAUGGAAGUUAAUAAUGAUGGAUAACAUGAAAAUUACUCGCUAAGACAGUGCAAAAAAAUAUUAUGGAGAUAUACAUACAAUUUUUAUGAUUCUCAUGCAUGUCAGACUACUGAUUUAAUAAAGAAUUAUAAGCAUUUUUUAAAUUUAUUAUAAAUAUUAUAUUAAGGAUACAUGUUAUAUUAAUUAUGAUAUAUUUCCUUAAUAAGAAUUAUAAGAAUUUUAUAAAAAUUUUACAUGAGAAAGUGAAUUCUUCAGUAAUUCCAUAUUUUCAAACUUUUAUGAAGUUCGAAAAGAUGGUUAUA